UGUACAUACACACAGACACAUGUACAUGCAUACACAGACACAUGUACGUACAUACACACAAACACACAUACAUGUACAUACACACAAACACAUGUACAGAUAUGCACAUGCAUACACACACAAACACACACACACACUAAAAAGUUGCAGUACUUCGUUGUUCACUCACAGAGCCGGAUACUGCACUCUAGGGGGAGGCAGAGAGCACAGCACACACUCCUUCCUUUACUUUCACUGCGCUCAGCUAUUGAGCAGUCUGACGGCUCCCAGUGCCAAUGACAGAUCCGGCCUCAGCUCCGAGCCUGCUCAGCAAGACAGCCCUGGGGGACACACUCGCCCCCACCAUAAUUUCCACUCGCCAUUGUCGAGCAGGCGAGUGGAAAUUUCAAGGCCUGUAUAU
Staurois parvus is the source of this 400-nucleotide messenger RNA. Lineage: Eukaryota; Metazoa; Chordata; Amphibia; Anura; Ranidae. The record is from the annotation of a GenBank genome assembly.